Molecule: messenger RNA, 1905 nt
Organism: Truncatella angustata
Lineage: Eukaryota; Fungi; Ascomycota; Sordariomycetes; Amphisphaeriales; Sporocadaceae
Exons: 3
Coding region: 1-1749 (582 amino acids)
Source: RefSeq, a predicted model, not a curated record
AUGGAGGAUCUAAUUAGCUUUCGCCAAGCCGUUGAAGUGAUUUUCCAUGGAAGGAAACCCGAUCGCACUGCUGCACUCACUGACGAAAAUCCUUCGCGAAUUGAAACCAGUCUCUUGCACUCUUCCGAUGCCGUUUCAGGGGUCGAGUCGAGUGACUUGAUCGACUUGAUAGAUCCUCAUGGUGGCGACUUUCUGGUCGCUCCGAAAAGACCAACCCUAGAAAAGCUGCUACAGCGAUCGCGUCAACAGAUCCUUCUCCCUCCACUGCCCAUCGUCGAGCAGUGGGUGGACGAAAAGAAGCACAACGCUCAGAUUGGACAACCUGAUGUUCUGGGCCCUCGUGGCAAGGCCUACCUGUUCCUAUCUCACGACAAGGACAUGGAGAAGGGAGUGAUCAACGCCGUGUAUCUUGAAAUGGAGGAAUUCGCCAGUGGUCGUAAAGACAUCUUCUUUGAGGUCCAAGGCCCGGUGGAGCGUCCGUACCUGUAUAUGGAAGCACCGUCUCAAGAUCUUGUGGCUGAAUGUCUCGAUGAGGCCCGCACCUGUGCUGAUGAUAUCGUCCAUGACAAGUCAGUCAAAUUCGAUCUCGUUUUCCUAGAGACCCCUGCUUCUUCACAGAACUUGGUCCAGGUACAGGUUGUACAGGGGCACCCUCAACUCGUUGACUGUUUGGGCGCUGCCCUAGGUCAGAAUCCAUUGUUCAACAAGUAUAUUUCCCAACAAUUGGCAGCCGCCCUCAAGAAAGCAGGUCGAAUCAAGGAUAUGGUCAAUUUACGGGUUCGUUUCGGACACUACCUACUUACCUCUAAGCCCCAAGGGUUGGUGGAUCGACCCUCUGUUGGAUUGGAUCAGUUUUCCGAGAUCAUCCGCCACGGUCGGACUAAGGGGGAGUUUCAAACGCAGAUUGGAAACCUCGAAGAUGCUAUUCAAGUGUUACGAAUCAUCAAGAACAGUGGCGACAUGUUUCUCUCCCAUGACAUAGCCGAGAUGGCUGCCGACGUGCGCCCUGAAUUCUAUCUGGAUGGCGUGUCGAGAAAGUGGCGUAUCGAAACCCGAUUGCGACACAAGGGCGAGACUUUGCGCGGGCAGUCCUCCCAGAGCCGGGCCAGCGCCUUCGACGUCCUGACUAUUCGAGCAAUUGAGCUUUCUGAGAAAGCCAGAGACAGCCAUCUCGACUUCAAGGUCCUGAGUCUCAGACAGGGUCUCGACUGGAAGGUUGAGACUGUCACUGGCGAAACCAUCAAGAAUCAUGGCUAUGACAGCCUCAAGUCAGAGAUCAGAUCUGCUCGCAUUCGAUUCUCCGGGUCGUCGAACAUGCACGACGAGGACUAUCCUCGAAUUCACUUUAUGGAAAAUGCCAUCAAGGCCCGAUCUCUCGAACAGGUUACCAUCCGGAGCGUAUUUCGGUUCAGAUACAGCCCAGCCCCGUAUCAGAUCGAAUUCACGAUACAUCGCACAUGGCCCAAUGUAGAUGCCAUGGGCAGGGACCAAGAAACUCCACUAACGUCUUUCGGAAUCACGGUCUAUGGUGAGCACUGGGGAGAAACAAGGGCAUCCGAAAUUGCUAGAACGGGACAAGGGUGGGGUCCCGAGCUUGAGAAUCUUCUUUGCAUUUCUCAGAGCAGCCCCGGUAACGAAAACGGUGCUGAGGUCGGUGCUGAGAGCUCCGAGGUUCGCGUCAAUGGCGAAGGGAGAGCCCAGAGCCUCCUUAACGUCAUCCAUGACAUCCGACGUGCACUGACUGCCUGACCCGUAACAGAUGUUCAUGCUCGGGCUCGGGCUAAGGCUAGUGACUGUUGAACUAUUUACAUGAGGGCGUCCUCGACCAAACACAACAAAGGUCGGGGAACGAAGUAAGGCGAACUUUUGGGGGUAUUUGCCUUGUUGUAUCCAUCGAGGUACACG